GGUCGGGCAGUCCAAGGCGCGCGCUCAGAGGCGGCGGACAGUGCGGAAGGGUGGAAACGAAGCGACAGGCUGUGGAAAACGAUUGUGCGGUCGCAGAGGUGACGGACAAAGCGAGAGAGUGGGAAUCGAGCGUCGAGCUAAGCGCUGUAAAACGAGCGAGCAGGAAAAGUAGACAAGGCCGGGAGACAGGUUUGUGGAGCGACAGAGUACCUGGUGCUCAGCAGAGGGGGACCAAGGGAGACGGACAUGGCCGGCGGUAUGUCGGCUGGCAGUCUCUGUGGCCGGGAUGUGGGCUGGCGGACGGCGCUGGCCGUCCUGCUGCUGCUGGUCCUGCUGCUGGUCGGGCCCAGCGCCGCCUACCCGUCCCGCUACUCGAGCAGCCAGCGGGCGCAGCUGGACGCCGCCAAACGGGCCAACUCACGAGGUGCAAUCCGGGUACAACCGAAGGCAGAUCGUUUCUACCUUGGGCCGCGCUUCGGAAAACGGUCUGAAGUUCCUGCAGACUAUGGAGUGGCCGAGUCGGGCCCGGUGGAUCUGACUGAGGCCGAGCUGACUGAUACAGACCAGUUCAACUUCCGCUGCUCUCUGGUAGAAGCAGACCGAGUCUACAGAUGUCGUCUAGGUUUGGAGUCUCCGCGACUGCCAGCCGAGUGACGCUGAAAUCAGUCCGUCUUCGCCGGAGACAAAGCAGCCUUACCAGGGCAACAAUCAGCCUCUGACAGCCAUUGAGGGGUCAGCGCCGCAGCCAGGGGUCAGAGGCCGCGGUAAGAGGUCAGAGGCCGCGGUCAGAGGUCAAACAGAGGUCAGAGGUCACGGCAGCCAUCUCGGUACACUACGAAAAAUACCGACAGAGGUGUCACAGUGCGGCGUGCCCUUGUCAAAAACCGCGGUGUCGGACCUCCGCUCGGCCGGCGACAAGAUACACACAACCCCGAGGCUGGCGUGCGACCAGAAUACCUCCAAACGCUGGUCUCCUGCCUGCCCGCGGGUCACUCGUUACUGUGAGUGGAGAUGUCGGCGAAAUGCGCUCCCUUCGUAACGAUUCUGGACGCUUUCUGGGCGGCGCAGACACGUUCCUCUCGACUCUGUAGUUACGAUGAUGUUACAGCUGUGGCUAAAUAAUAUACGUUUGAUGAUGAACA
Amphibalanus amphitrite is the source of this 1142-nucleotide messenger RNA. RefSeq names its product RYamide neuropeptides-like. The coding region runs from base 247 to 654 and encodes 135 amino acids. The record is from RefSeq and is a predicted model, not a curated record. The transcript has 5 exons. NCBI's taxonomy places the organism in Eukaryota, Metazoa, Arthropoda, Thecostraca, Balanomorpha, Balanidae.